Molecule: messenger RNA, 4161 nt
Organism: Gymnogyps californianus (California condor)
Lineage: Eukaryota; Metazoa; Chordata; Aves; Accipitriformes; Cathartidae
Gene: ANO8
Product: anoctamin 8
Exons: 18
Coding region: 1-3327 (1108 amino acids)
Biological process (GO): chloride transmembrane transport
Cellular component (GO): plasma membrane
Molecular function (GO): chloride channel activity
Source: RefSeq, a predicted model, not a curated record
AUGCCCGAGCCGCCGGUGGCAGCGCAGGACGGCGACCGGCCCCGGCGGGCCCCGGCCGGCGAGGAGCGAGCGGAACCGGUGGCCCCGACCGGCGUCCUGGAUAAACUCUUCGGGAAGCGGCUGCUCCAGGCCGGGCGCUACAUCAUGUCCCACAAGGCCUGGAUGAAGACGGUGCCCACGGAGAACUGCGACGUGCUCAUGACCUUCCCAGACACCACUGAUGACCACACGCUGCUCUGGCUCCUGAACCACAUCCGCCUCGGCAUCCCCGAGCUCAUCGUCCAGGUCCGGCACCACAAGCAUACCCGUGUCUACGCCUUCUUCGUCACCGCCACCUACGAGAGUUUGCUGCGUGGGGCCGAUGAGAUCGGGCUGCGAAAGCCGGUGAAAGCCGAAUUCGGCGGAGGCAUGCGGAGCUUCUCCUGCGAGGAGGAUUACAUCUACGAGAACAUCGAGAACGAGCUUUACUUCUUCACCUCUCAGGAACGGCAAAACAUCAUCAGGUACUGGCUGGAGAACCUGCGCGCCAAGCAGGGCGAGUCGCUGCACAACAUCCACUUCCUCGAGGGGCAGCCCAUCAUUCCGGAGCUGGCUGCCCGCGGCGUCAUCCAGCAGGUCUUCCCACUGCACGAGCAGAGGAUCCUCAAGCGGCUGAUGAAGUCCUGGGUGCAGGCGGUCUGCGAGGCCCAGCCGCUCGAUGAGAUCUGCGACUACUUCGGGGUGAAAAUCGCCAUGUACUUCGCCUGGCUGGGCUUCUACACCUCGGCCAUGGUGUACCCCGCUGUCUUCGGCUCCAUCCUUUACACCUUCACCGAGAGCGACCAGACCAGCCAGGACAUCUGCUGCGUGGUCUUCGCCAUCUUCAACGUCAUCUGGGCCACCCUCUUCCUCGAGGAGUGGAAGCGCCGCGGGGCCGAGUUUGCCUACAAGUGGGGGACGCUGGACACCCCGGCUGAGUCCAUCGAGGAGCCCCGGCCCCAGUUCAGGGGCAUUAAGAGAAUCAGCCCCGUGACCAGCGCGGAGGAGUUUUACUACCCGCCGUGGAAGCGCCUGCUCUUCCAGUGCCUGGUCAGCCUCCCCGUUUGCCUCGCCUGCCUCUCCUUCGUCUUCCUCCUCAUGCUGGGCUGCUUCCAGCUCCAGGAGUUUGUGCUGAGCAUCCAGGAGCUGCCUCGGAUCAUCCGUUUCCUCCCCAAAAUCGUCCUGGCCAUCAUCGUCACCGCCUGCGACGAGGUUUACAAGAAGAUCGCGUACUGGCUGAAUGACAUGGAGAACUACCGCCUGCAGAGUGCCUACGAAAAACACCUCAUCAUCAAAAUCGUCCUGUUUCAGUUUGUAAAUUCAUACCUGAGUCUUUUCUACAUCGGAUUCUACCUCAAAGACAUGGAGCGGCUGAAGGAGCUCCUGCUCAUCUUCUCUCUCUCCCAAAGCCUCGUGCGUCAGCUCAAAGAGGCUCUCCUUCCCUUCAUCCUCCUCCACCUCCACCUCUCUUUCAUCUUCUUUAAGGGCCUCCUGGGCUUUUGCUGGAGACUGGGAGUAUCCAAAAUGCUGGCCACGCUGCUCAUCACCCGCCAGUUCCUGCAGAACGUCAGGGAGGUGUCGCAGCCCCACCUGUACCGCCGGCUGCGCCGGGGGGACCUCAGCCUCUGCAGCCUCCGCCAGCUCGCCCACGCCGUCCUCCGCCUGCUCGCCCCCCGCCGCCGCCCCCCGGUUCCCCCCGAGGGGUCGCGGGGGGAGAAGAAGUGUCUGAACGGGGGCUGCGGGGUGCCGGAGGAAGAGGAGGAGGAGGAAGAGCGGCGUGAGUCGGAUUCGGAGGAGGAGAGCGCCCUGGAUUGCGGGUUGAAGCUGAAGAAGGUGAGCUUCAUCGAGAAGGCGGAGCGGCGCGGCGGGGAGCCCGGCGGCCCCGAGGACGAGAGCUUCCUCGAGGAGGGCAGCCCCACCAUGGUGGAGAAGGGUAUGGACCCCGCGUCCGUCUUCGAGCUGUGCGAGGAUGAGGAGGAGGCCGAAGGUCCCCCCGGCAGCCCGGUCAGGGUGACGGAACCGGCGGUGGUUCCACGGGCCGGGCGGAGGAGGCGGACGGCUGAGAGCCGGGAGGAGGAGGAUGGUGAGGAGGAAGGGCGGAGGCGCAACCGGGCAUCGUGGAUCGACCCGCCGGAGGAGGACUACUCCACGCAGCUGACACAGGCCGAAGUGGAGAGCUGCAUGAAGAAGUACGAGGACACCUUCCAGGACUACCAGGAGAUGUUCAUCCAGUUCGGCUACGUGGUGCUCUUCUCCUCCGCCUUCCCCUUGGCUGCCAUGUGCGCCCUGGUGAACAACAUCAUCGAGAUCCGGAGCGACGCCUUCAAGCUGUGCACGGGGCUCCAGCGUCCCUUCGGCCAGCGGGUCGAGAGCAUCGGGCAGUGGCAGAAGGUGAUGGAGGCCAUGGGUGUCCUGGCCAUCGUGGUCAACUGCUACCUGAUCGCCCAGUGCGGGCAGCUCCAGCGCCUCUUCCCCUGGCUCAGCCCCGAGGGAGCCAUCAUCUCCGUGGUGGUGCUGGAGCACUUCGCCCUGUUCCUGAAGUACAUCAUCCAAGUGGCCAUCCCCGACAUCCCCGCCUGGGUGGCCGAGGAGAUGGCCAAGCUGGAGUACCAGCGCCGCGAGGCCUUCAAGAAGCACGAGCGGCAGGCGCAGCACCACUUCCAGCAGCAGCAGCGGCGCAAGCGGGAGGAGGAGGAGCGGCAGCGGCACGCCGAGUACCAGGCCCGCAAGGAGCGUGAGUCCAGCCGCGACGAGGCCAAGCCCGAGGCUGCCGGGCAGGACCCGGCCCACGAGAAGAGCCAGAACAAAGGGAAGGGCUCCGGGGGCACCUCGCACGGCUCUGACAAGCCCAAGCGACCCAGCUCCCUCCUGGCCACCAACAACGUGAUGAAGCUGAAGCAAAUCAUCCCUUUGCAGGGCAAGUUCCUCUCCGGGGGGGCCGGGGCCGGCAGCGUGGCCACCGCCAGGUCCCCCCAGUCCCCCACCGGCAGCGAGAACAAACUCCCCGGCUUCCUCAGCUUCAAGUUCCUGAAAUCCCCUGAGACUAAGCGGGACGCGGGGACCGAGAAGGUCCAGUCGCCCACCAAGCCAUUCAAUCCCGGCAAGCUCUUCAACUUCGGCAAGUCCGAAGGGGCCGGGGGCAACGGCGCCGUGGCCACCGCCUCCCCCCAGCCCCGGCCCGGCCCCUCGGCAGACACGGGCGAGCGGCCGGUCCCCAGCAAGUCCCAUCUCAACGGAGUGCCGGAGGAGGGGGGCCGAGAGGAGCCGGAGAGCCGGGCAGAGGAGGAGAGCGGGGGCUAUAAACUCUAACCGGACCUUUUGGGGGAGCGGGAGCGAGCGGGGCUGCCCGCUCCCCUCUUCAGGCAGCCGCGGACAUCGUCACCCUCUCGCCUCCCCUCGCCGUCCCCUGCCGCAGGGAGCGCAGGGCCGGGCUGAGCCCACCGGGUGCCAGCGCUGGCCCCUCGCUCUGCACCGUCCCCCUCUGCCGCAUCCCCUCGCGUCCCUCCAGCCCCUCCGCUGGGACCCCCCGCCACCCUGGCCCCAGCUCCGGCGGGGGUCCGGCCGCAUCCUGCACCAAGGACACCUGAGCAAAGCGCCAUCGGUGCGAGCAGCAGCAGGGUCUGGCCGCAGCUUCGGAUGGAGCAUCCCGACAGGUUUCCCUCCUGUGCCACUCCCCACGCUCACGGGUGGGAGAUGUCCCGGUCCGGCUCUGUGCCAUGAGCCCGGCGUCCCGGCUGAUGGCACCGCACCCACCGCCCCAAGGAGUCGGCACAGGGAGAUGCCGUGGUCCAGCCCGAGGAGACACAGGGGAGCUCAGUGCUGCCAGAUCCAUCAGGACCAGCCCGCCAGGCUCAGCACCGCAUCUCCGAUCGCAGAGGGAUGAGACCGCGGCGCUCACGGGAGCUGCGGCGAGAGGAGCCCAAUUCACCCGUGCCUACAGCCCCUGCCAUACAGCCAUCGCCCGGGGUCCUGCCGGCACUGGGGCCGUGCCCUGCUCCAUCCCGCUCCCGGCAGCCUCCGCGUGGAUUCCUUCCCAGCACCGGGACAUUUUCCUGCCCAAAACCCGGACAGCCGGGAGGGAGGGGGGUGAGCGGCAAGCGCCAGCCACCUGGAUUCCCAUGCAUGGGCAGCAUUUCUUGCACU